CCCGGCCAUCGAAUCCAUCUGGACGACCAGACGGCGGACGACAGCUAGUUCUUCUUCGUCUUCUUCGAUAGCUACACGCGCUCCAGCUGGAGAGCCUCGCCGCAGCCAUGGACAAAGUGCAAGCCUUUGGGAAGAACUUCACUGCGACGUUCAGUCCCUUUGCUGCCCGAACACAGCAGUACGUCAAGGAACAGCUUGGUCAAGCUGAGGAGAGGACUCAACUUCCAAAUGAUUACCUCGAGCUCGAGAAGCGAGUUGAUGCGCUCAAGACCGUCCAUCAGAAGCUCCUGCAGGUCACCUCGCAAUACUCGAACGAGGCCUAUGACUACCCACCCAACAUCCGCGAAUCCUUCAACGACCUAGGCCGUACUAUUAGCGAGAAGGUUCAGCUUCUCUCGCAGGCUUCGUCUCCAGGAGAAGCACAGUCGGCUCUGACCGCUCCGCCAUCUGCAAAGCCCCAGCCAAAGACCUUCAGUCAUGCCAUUGCCCGCGCCGCCCUUGCUAGCUCGCAGGUCAUCGUCAAUGCCAACCCCCCCGGCACCGAAGAUCAAUUGGCAGUUGGCCUAGAGAAGUUCGCUCUUGCAUCUGAGAAGAUCGGAGAGGCUCGAUUGGCGCAGGAUGCUCAGAUUCAGUCUCGUUUCCUUGCUGGAUGGAACACCACCCUCAACACCAACCUCAUGUUUGCGACCAAGGCUAGAAGGAAUGUCGAGAACUCGAGACUCAUGCUUGACUCGACCAAGGCUGCUAAGGGUGCGACCAAGGACAUGGACCACCUGAGCGAAGAUGCUCGUGCCGAGAUUGAGCAGGCAGAGGAUGAGUUCGUUGGACAGACCGAGGAGGCAGUUGGCGUAAUGAAGAACGUCAUUGAUACCCCUGAACCGCUGCGCAAUUUGGCAGACCUGAUUGCUGCUCAGCUUGAGUACCAUAAGAAGGCUUAUGAGAUCCUCAGCGAACUUGGUCCCAUCGUUGAUGGCUUGCAGGUCGAGCAAGAAGUAUAAUUUGUCUUUUUUUCCAGUACAUUAUCUUGUAUUGUCACUAACUGAUGAAUAGGCAAACUACCGCAAGAGUCGAGAGGGUGCGUAAAUGUCUACUGAUACCCAUCAUAUUGAAAAAAAACCGACAGUUGGACGGUGAAAGAGCUUGGAGGACACUCCUAUAUCCAUAUUUUUCUAUAACUUCUACACUUUUUAUAUCAAUCGGUUAGAUAAUUGCUAUUAUCACCGUCCCUAUUGUCUGUACUGCCGUGAACUCGUAGCUUCACCCGCCUGUAUAGCUGCUGUACUUUGCUCCAUUGCUCUCUUCUUGACCCCAGUUUUAUUUCUCCCAUGUCCUUAUCCUCUUAGGUUCCUGGUUAUAUCUGUAUCAAAUGGCCCACGCCUGAUUCUUCAAUAUAAGUUCAUCCGUAUGUUAUAUAUGCAUUCCCCAGGAUUCUAGAUCUCACUUUUUCCUGAGUCAUUUCGUAUCAUGGACCAAAUAAACGAAUAACACUUGGCCGGACGGCUCAUCUCGCCCAACUCGACCAUGCAUAC
This is a messenger RNA of Trichophyton rubrum CBS 118892, 1529 nucleotides long. RefSeq lists its product as uncharacterized. Gene Ontology annotation, molecular function: protein binding. Gene Ontology annotation, cellular component: cytoplasm. The record is from RefSeq and is a predicted model, not a curated record. Bases 108 to 998 code for a protein of 296 amino acids. NCBI's taxonomy places the organism in Eukaryota, Fungi, Ascomycota, Eurotiomycetes, Onygenales, Arthrodermataceae. The transcript has 5 exons.